GCAGUCGCAGUCGCAGUCGCAGUUGUGCCGUGGCCCACUGGCCAGUUGGUUGCGGUGAACGACGCGAGUUGCUACUCAGAUAAAUAAAAAAAAAAUAUUAUACAAAAAUACAAACUCUCACACGACGCGGGAAUUUUGUUGAAAUUUAUGCAUGUGCUAUUAAAAACAAUAACAAAUACGCCGUUGUAAAACAAGAACAAUAACAAGAGCAACAAGAGCGGGUGUAAUAAAUUAUUAGGGCUUUGGUAUUUGGUGAAAAGUUGAAUGGAGUGGACCUGGUUCAAGGAUUGGUGGCGCCUCAAAAAGCUGCGUUCGCGUCAUCAGCGCCACAAAAAGAAACUGGAAGCAGCGGCUGCCGCUGCUGCUGCCGCUGCUACUGCCAGCGUUACGCUUGCCACAGACCUGAAGCUGGAUGCAGAUGCAGACCAUGUGGAGGCACAGGCGCUGGCCACUAGGGAGCGCAGACGUAGCCUGGACAUGCACCCGGGCCGCAGACGCAAACGCAAUCGUCCGCGGCAGCGACGCGCCAAAAGCGCCGGCGCCCCGGUGCACCAGCAACAGCUACAGCUGCCGCUGCACCAGCAACAGCUACAGCUGCCGCUGCACCAACAACAGCUGCAGCUGCCGCUGCAGCAGCCGCAACUGCUGCUGCAGGGGCACGGGGAGGAGGACGAUGGCGAAUACGGGCCAUUCAAUGUUGGCGACUACUUGGACUACUACAACUGCUCCAAUGCCAGCGGCAACGACGAUGAUAGCGACGAUUUCUGCUACUGCGACGAGUGCCUAAACGUAGGUGCCGCUCAUCGGGCAUAG
Messenger RNA from Drosophila montana, 813 nucleotides. RefSeq lists its product as uncharacterized. Bases 265 to 813 code for a protein of 182 amino acids. The record is from RefSeq and is a predicted model, not a curated record. The transcript has a single exon. Lineage: Eukaryota; Metazoa; Arthropoda; Insecta; Diptera; Drosophilidae.